Molecule: messenger RNA, 1738 nt
Organism: Calypte anna (Anna's hummingbird)
Lineage: Eukaryota; Metazoa; Chordata; Aves; Apodiformes; Trochilidae
Gene: RABL3
Product: RAB, member of RAS oncogene family like 3
Exons: 8
Coding region: 53-763 (236 amino acids)
Biological process (GO): intracellular protein transport
Cellular component (GO): endomembrane system
Molecular function (GO): GTPase activity
Source: RefSeq, a predicted model, not a curated record
GCGGCGCCGGGAGGAGGCGGCCGCCCGCGGGUUCGUUGCUAGGGAGAGUAAGAUGGCGGCUUUGGACAGGGUCAAGGUGCUGGUGUUGGGCGACUCCGGUGUUGGAAAGUCUUCACUCGUUCAUCUCCUGUGCCAAAACCAGGUGUUGGGAAACCCGUCCUGGACAGUGGGCUGCUCAGUGGAUGUUCGAAUCCAUGACUACAAAGAAGGGACUCCAGAAGAGAAGACAUACUACAUUGAGCUGUGGGAUGUUGGAGGCUCAGUGGGCAGUGCCACUAGUGUGAAAAGCACACGAGCAGUAUUUUAUAACAUGCUGAAUGGGAUAAUUCUAGUGCAUGACUUAACCAACAAGAAAUCAUCCCAGAAUCUCUAUCGCUGGUCUUUGGAAGCACUCAACAGAGAUGUGGCUCCAACAGGAGUUCUUGUGACAAAUGGUGACUAUGACCGUGAACAGUUUGCUGAUAACCAGAUUCCACUGCUGGUAAUAGGAACAAAGCUGGAUCAGAUCCCAGAAACUAAGCGGAAUGAAGUUUUGACCAGAACAGCUUUCUUGGCUGAAGAUUUCAAUGCUGAAGAGAUAAAUUUGGAUUGUACCAAUCCUCGUUACCUGGCUGCAGGGUCAUCCAAUGCUGUCAAGCUAAGCAGGUUUUUUGAUAAGGUCAUAGAGAAGAGAUACUUCUUAAGAGAUGGCAAUCAGAUUCCUGGCUUUUCUGAAAGGAAAAGGUUUGGAGGAGGAACACUGAAGAGUCUUCAUUAUGACUGAAUGCUGAAGAAGUGGAAGAUGACUUCUCCAAGCUCCUAAUGACAUUCCCACUCCAACUGGAUGCUUAAAGACAAUAAAGCAGAGUAAAAUGAUGCUAUGCUUUGGCCACAUAGACUGCUGAAGCUGCUCUUGUUGGAAAAGACUUGGGGAAGAAUUUCCAAAAAUCGAAUUCGAAGCCUGGAAUGUUUCUUAGGAUUGCAAACUCUCUGGAUAUCUGGGAGCAUUUGGGGAAUGUGUGCAAUCAACUGAAUGCCUCUCACACACUGUUGUGGGAAGCUUUAUCAUACAUAGCACAUAUAUUCAUCUUGGAAAGAUGUCUGCAUUUUGGAAAACUUAUGGACAAUCUUUGCAAUGAAUUAAGUUUAUCUUACCUCUAAAGGAAAUAUGACACCGAGUGGGCUUCUCAUUUGCAGUAAAGUGAGCAAAACAAGUUAGCAAAAUGUAAAAAUGAAUAAGGAAUGGUCCUGAAAAUAAUAGAAUGCCUUCAUUAAAUUAGUAGUAGUGUCUCACCUGGAACACACUGUUCAGCCUUAUUCAAAAGGGAUCAGAGGAACAGGCAAAAGAGAAAAUAGAUUUAAAGCCUUGAGAAGAAAACAAGUGGUCUUAAUUCUGCUGCUUGAAUUAAAAUUGUUUACCUUGGUCAAAGUUAAUCAAUACUGCUUUUUGUCUUUUCAUAAUUGAGUAUAGUCUUCUUAAUAUUAAAUUAAAAGGCAUCUCAUUGAAAGUUGAUGGAAAAUGCAUGUUUUUAUACAGUGCUUAUUUGGAACAAAGGUGGCAUGAUCUUAUUGAGCCUGAGAGCUUAGUGGAUUCAGAAAACAUGAAAUGUAAGAAUAUCAUCUGAACCAGAUGGAAAUUUAAGACGGAUAUAAAGCCCUAUAUAAAGCAGGAUCUGGUCAUGAUUAGAAGGAAAGUUUUGUAGCUGGGAUGUUUCCUUUUCAUUUUUAGUACUAAGGAUAAAGGAGUCUUGGCAUGACC